Messenger RNA from Aaosphaeria arxii CBS 175.79, 1213 nucleotides. Its product is annotated as NAD(P)-binding protein. The coding region runs from base 1 to 876 and encodes 291 amino acids. The record is from RefSeq and is a predicted model, not a curated record. The transcript is spliced from 4 exons. Gene Ontology annotation, cellular component: mitochondrion. Lineage: Eukaryota; Fungi; Ascomycota; Dothideomycetes; Pleosporales. Gene Ontology annotation, molecular function: protein-containing complex binding.
AUGGCUCAAGCUGUGAAGAAGAAGCUGGUAGUUUGUGGUGGCAAUGGUUUCUUAGGAAGCCGUAUAUGCAAAGCCGCAGCACAUCGAGGUUGGGCUGUGACCUCGAUUUCACGCUCAGGAGAUCCCAAUUGGUCUUCUAUCUCGUCUUCGCCGAAUGCACCGUCGUGGGCCACUUCUGUCUCGUGGCACCAGGGCGAUAUCCUGAAUCCCUCCACUUAUACGAAACACCUCGAAGGCGCCGAUGCCGUAGUUCACUCAAUGGGUAUAUUAUUGGAGGCCGACUACAAAGGGGUGAUAUCUGGCAAAGAAUCGCCAAUUGCGGGCUUACAACGCGCUUUCAGCACGACAAAGGCAGGGACACAAAAUCCGCUCGAACAAAGGGAAGGUGAAACGCUGCGCCCACAAGAGAAGGACGGACAAUUAACCUACGAAGUUAUGAAUAGGGAUAGUGCUGUAAGUCUAGCGAAGGAAUCAGCCAGUCGGAAUGUGCCAAACUUUGUCUACAUAUCGGCUGCUGCGGGGACACCAAUUCUACCAGCACGUUACAUAACCACGAAGCGCGAAGCAGAAUCGAUAAUCAGUACAACCUUCCCCAAGAUUCGCUCGAUCUUCAUUAGGGCACCUUUCAUGUACGACCGUUCACGGACAUUCACUAUGCCGAUCGCUGCUCUAGGUGGAAUUGCUGCAACGGUCAAUGAUGCGGUGGGAGGACGCUUAACAUGGCUCAUGGGGGCUGGAGGUAUAAAGCCAUUGAAGGCUGAUCAAGUUGGUGAGGCAGUAGUCGAGGCGCUCGAGGAUGAGACUGUGCACGGCCCUGUAGAGGUUAAAGAGAUCGAGACAUUAGCCACACGAGCAUGGCGAAAGAACAUGGUGUAGAACAAGCUGGCUAUAGAGAAAGCGAACAUGCAGCUUUCACUGGGUCAGGGACAGAAUAAUGUGAGAAUAAGUGUGUAUUUAAUUUGACUAUUUAGAUAGCCCGAGAUCCAAACGCAUCUGUGCGGACAGCAUGCAUUCCACAUUACGAAAUGUGGAUGUUCAGGUUUUCAAUGCCUAUCACUGCCCGAGAUUCUACCUUUAAUGUAUGCCCAAACUGGGAAGGAAUACCUCCCUGUCGGAGUGGUGCAACAAUGGCUACGAAUGCGGGCGUUAGUUUGUCAGUCAACAGAGCGGUAUACCAGAUGGCAUACCUAGAAAUGACAUCGACGAACUCGCC